AUGACUUGGCGACAAGCGUCGCGGUUAUUGCAGCAGUGGCUCAUCAUAAAGCUCAAAACCAACCUUUGCACCGUGGUUCUCGUCCCGGUCGUCGUCCAAACCAACCUCGAGAAAGGGAGGACAGAGGCAAAGGUAUGCUUCAAGACUAUUUUGUUGAACGUCCUAUUUUUUAGUGACGAGGAAUUCCGAGUUCGAUAUAGGAUGAGUCACAAGGUGUUCAACCGCAUACGUGAUGGCCUUUGCAACUAUGAUCGAUAUUUUAUCCAAAAGUCAGAUGCUAUUAAGAAAGUCAGUCUACUUCCUGAGCAGAAGAUGACGUCUUCUUUGCGGAUGCUUGCGUACGGUGCUGCGGCAGAUCAAUGUGCUGAGUAUUGGCGGAUGGCAAAGUUCACCUCUAUUGAGUGCCUCCAACGAUUUACAAGAGGAAUCGUUGCUCUUUACUCAGCAAAGUACCUUCGAGCUCCUACUCUGGCCGAUCUUAAAAGACUUCUUGCUAAAGGUGAAAGACGAGGCUUUCCAAGGAUGAUUGGGAGCAUCGACUGCAUGCGCUGGCAAUAG
Messenger RNA from Fragaria vesca subsp. vesca, 558 nucleotides. RefSeq lists its product as uncharacterized. The transcript has a single exon. Lineage: Eukaryota; Viridiplantae; Streptophyta; Magnoliopsida; Rosales; Rosaceae. Bases 1 to 558 code for a protein of 185 amino acids. The record is from RefSeq and is a predicted model, not a curated record.